Molecule: messenger RNA, 789 nt
Organism: Endocarpon pusillum Z07020
Lineage: Eukaryota; Fungi; Ascomycota; Eurotiomycetes; Verrucariales; Verrucariaceae
Exons: 2
Coding region: 1-789 (262 amino acids)
Cellular component (GO): cytosol
Molecular function (GO): RNA binding
Source: RefSeq, a predicted model, not a curated record
AUGGCACCUCGAGGGCGUGGUGGAAAGUUCAGCAAGCCGACUCGUGGUGGCGGCAAGAAAUUCUCCCGUGACCUCCAGCCCCUCGACAAAGAUGGCAAUCCCGUCGGCAUGUGGCGCGACCAACAAGAAGCAAAAGAAGAAGAGACGAGCUCCGAAGAAGAAGAAGACGAAGAGUCCUCUGACGAAGACGCCUCUGAUGGCCCCUCUUCCAAACUCGCCACAACCCCGCAACAAGAAAUGACCCGCGAACAACGCCGCGAAGCCGCCAAACAGAAGAAGCUUGCCGCUAUAGCUCGAAAGAACAAGAAAGCUGCGGCUCCAGGUGACAUGCCAUCAUCCGACAGCGAAGAUGAGGAUGAUGCCGGCGAAGAAGAUGAAGACGAUAUGCCCGCCAACCCAAAUCAUACCGCCAAAUCUCGCUCCCAGGCUUCCAAGGUGCCGCAGGCACAAGCGCCAGAGGCUUCAUCCACAUCGACUCCUGCCCGGUCCAAGAAAGCAGGAGAUACAGCGAACCUCUCCCGCCGUGAGCGUGAGGCCCUUCAAGCCCAACAGGCGAAGGAACGCUACCAGAAGCUGCACGCGGAAGGGAAGACGGAUGAAGCGCGUGCGGACCUGGAGAGGUUGAGGUUGGUGAGGGAGCAGAGGGAGGCGGCGAAUGCGAGGAAGCUGGCGGAGAAGGAGGAGAGGGAAGAGAGGGAGCGCGCCAAGGUUGAUGAGCGGGAGAGUAAACUGAGGGCCGCGGCGGUUGGGGAUGGGGGUGUUAAGGCGAAGGGGAAGGGGAAGAAAUGA